AUGGCGGAUAUAGUGAAACAGAUCCUCACAAGACCGAUCCAGUUAGCGGAUCAAGUCAUAAAAUCUGCAGAUGAAGCCUGCAUCAACAAACAAGACUGCUCUGAACUCAAAUCCAAAACUGAAAAGCUCGCCGGCCUCCUCCGGCAAGCCGCUCGUGCCAGCAGCGAUCUGUACGAACGUCCGACCAAACGUAUAAUCGAUGAUACAGAACAAGUGCUUGAUAAAGCACUAUCUCUAGUGCUUAAAUGCCGGAAUAACGGAAUCGUCAAGCGUGUUUUCACUAUCAUCCCCGCUGCUGCCUUCCGAAAGAUGUCGUCUCAACUCGAGAACUCAAUCGGCGACGUUUCGUGGCUCCUCCGUGUCUCCGCGCCCAAUAAUUCCACCGAUGAAUACCUAGGUCUACCUCCUAUAGCAGCUAACGAACCGAUUUUGUGUCUGAUUUGGGAACAGAUCGCUAUUUUAUACACCGGAACCCUAGAUGACCGGUCAGACGCGGCGGCGUCGCUUGUCUCGCUGGCGCGUGAUAACGAUCGUUACGGGAAGCUGAUAAUCGAAGAAGGCGGAGUCAAUCCGUUGCUGAAAUUGGUGAAAGAGGGGAAAUUAGAAGGUCAAGAGAAUGCUGCGUUAGCAAUCGGAUUACUAGGUCGAGAUCCGGAAAGCGUUGAACACAUGAUUCACGCCGGUGUUUGCUCCGUUUUCGUCAAAAUCCUCAAAGAAGGUCCGAUGAAGGUGCAAGCCGUCGUCGCCUGGGCUGUUGCAGAGCUCAUUUCACAUUACCCUAAAUGCCAAGAUCUCUUCGCACAGCAUAACAUUGUGAGAUUACUGGUUGGGCAUUUGGCAUUUGAAACAGUGGAAGAACACAGUAAGUACGCUAUUACCAGUAACAAACCAACUUCGAUUCAUGCUGUUGUUCUUGCUAGCAAUAACACUACCAACAACUCCUGUGGCUUCAACACGAAUCAAGUCUACAAAACAGAUGAAGAUGAUAAGCCUCGAGUUUCUCAUCCUACUGGGCCUUACAGUCAACAACCAUUCAGGAUGCAUAGUGUUGUAGCCAGUACAAUGGCGAUGAAGAACGCGAAUAAAAAAACAGAAACCGUUAUCAAAAAGCAAACUCAACAUCAUCAUCACCCAAGCGUCUCAUUAUCCGCUAACAGUUUACAUAAAGGAAGAGAAUUAGAAGAUCCCGCAACAAAAGCUUACAUGAAAGCCAUGGCAGCAAAAGCACUCUGGCAUCUCGCAAUAGGAAACUCCGCCAUUUGUCGAAGCAUAACAGAAUCAAGAGCUUUGCUUUGUUUCGCUGUUCUCUUAGAAAAAGGUCCAGAAGACGUCCAAUACAACUCUGCAAUGGCGCUAAUGGAAAUUACAAGCGUAGCAGAACAAGAUUCCGAACUGAGAAGAUCCGCUUUCAAACCAAACGCUCCUGCUUGCAAAGCAGUAAUCGACCAACUCCUAAAAAUCAUAGAAAAAGCAGACUCGAAACUUCUUCUUCCAUGUAUAAACGCAAUCGGAAACUUAGCAAGAACAUUUCGUGCAACCGAAUCACAAAUGAUCCAACCCCUGGUUCAACUUCUUGACGAAAGAGAAGCUGAGAUAACAAAAGCAGCAGCCAUAGCUUUAACAAGAUUCGCAUGUUCAGAAAACUACCUCCAUCUUGAUCAUUCAAAGGCGAUUAUCAGCCAUGGAGGAGCUAAACAUCUGGUUCAGUUAGUCUACUUUGGGGAACAAAUGGUUCAAACCCCUGCUUUGGUGUUGUUAUGCUACAUUGCGCUUCAUGUUCCAGAUAGCGAAGAUCUUGCAAAAGCUGAAGUUCUUACUGUUCUUGAAUGGGCUUCCAAGCAAUCUUUACUGAUUCAAGAUGAAAUGGUGGAGUCUCUUUUACAGAACUCCAAAGGUAGGUUGGAACUCUAUCAAUCUCGUGGGUCCAGGGGUUUUCAUUAA
Lactuca saligna is the source of this 1941-nucleotide messenger RNA. The record is from the annotation of a GenBank genome assembly. Lineage: Eukaryota; Viridiplantae; Streptophyta; Magnoliopsida; Asterales; Asteraceae.